Balaenoptera musculus (blue whale) is the source of this 978-nucleotide messenger RNA. RefSeq names its product growth hormone-inducible transmembrane protein-like. The transcript has a single exon. NCBI's taxonomy places the organism in Eukaryota, Metazoa, Chordata, Mammalia, Artiodactyla, Balaenopteridae. The coding region runs from base 1 to 774 and encodes 257 amino acids. Gene Ontology annotation, cellular component: mitochondrial inner membrane. The record is from RefSeq and is a predicted model, not a curated record.
AUGCCUACCCAUGGAAAAGAAGCCACAAGAAAGUCCCAUGGAAUGUCUAAUGAGAUUGGAGCUAUUGAAAAAGCCAUAAUUUGGCCUCAGUAUGUGAAGGAUAGAAUUCAUACCACCUAUAUGUACUUAGCAGGAAGUAUCGGCAUAACAGCUUUGUCUGCCCUGGCAGUGAGCAGAACUCCUGCCCUCAUGAACUUCAUGAUGAGAGGCUCUUGGGUGACAAUUGGUGCAACCUUUGCAGCCAUGAUUGGAGCUGGAAUGCUGGUCCAGUCUAUAUCAUAUGACCAGAGCCCAGGCCGAAAGCAUCUUGCUUGGUUACUACAUUCUGGUGUGAUGGGUGCAGUGGUGGCUCCUCUGACGAUAUUAGGGGGGCCUCUUCUCAUCAGAGCUGCAUGGUACACAGCUGGUGUUGUGGGAGGCCUCUCCACUGUGGCCAUGUGCGCACCCAGUGAGAAGUUUUUGAACAUGGGAGCACCCCUGGGCGUGGGCCUGGGUGUCGUCUUUGUUUCCUCACUAGGAUCUAUGUUUCUUCCACCUACCACUGUGGCUGGCGCCACUCUGUACUCAGUGGCAAUUUAUGGUGGAUUAGUUCUUUUCAGCAUGUUUCUUCUGUAUGAUACACAGAAAGUAAUCAAGCGUGCAGAAGUAGUACCAGUGUAUGGAGUUCAAAAGUAUGAUCCCAUCAAUUCGAUGCUGGGAAUCUACAUGGAUACAUUAAACAUAUUUAUGCGAAUUGCCAGUAUUCUAGCAACUGGAGGCAACAGAAAGAAAUGAAGUGACUCAGCUUCUGACUUCCUUAAUACAUCAGAUAUCUGGCUUGUUUAUUAGGGGCAGAUAUUCUUUAAAUAGUUUGUGCAAGCAGCUUUCGUUGAAGUUUAGAAGAUAAGAACUUGUCAACAUGUUUCAGGUGUUCCAGUAAUGUGAUGCUUCAGGUCUGCUUUUUCUUCUGGAGAAUAAAUUCAGUAGUUCUCUUCCAAA